Messenger RNA from Cydia pomonella (codling moth), 1812 nucleotides. Its product is annotated as phospholipase A1 member A-like. The transcript has 2 exons. The coding region runs from base 359 to 1258 and encodes 299 amino acids. Lineage: Eukaryota; Metazoa; Arthropoda; Insecta; Lepidoptera; Tortricidae. Gene Ontology annotation, molecular function: lipase activity. The record is from RefSeq and is a predicted model, not a curated record.
UGUUGAUUUUUCUUUUGGUGGGGUCCAUUCUAUGAUUUUCCUUGUCCAUCUAUUAUCUUUUAUUCUACUAAUAUGGAAAUGGAAAGAAAAAGGAUUAGACUGGGUUAAAGAUGAUAUGAUACGGAAGCAAGUGAAUGAUAUGACGAGCGAUAGCGAUGAAUGAAAAGUUACAAAAUGAGAGGUGAAAAAUGGGAUAAGUUUAAGCGUAAUAUCUUACGUUUUAAAGAUCGACUUUUUGUCCUUAGGUCCUGGAUCAGAUAAGCCAGCCGUUAUCAAGCCAAAAACUCUUAAAAAACUCGUCAUAGCAGCCGUAGGCGACGGUCACACAGGAUUCACAGGACAUUACAACUACUACGGCAUGGAUCAGCUAGCCAAGAGUCCCGAUAUAGACUUCAGUAAAAAGACGUGGAUGUAUGUCGGUGGAUACUUAGAUGGGAACGCGUGGCGCACCGGUUUAGGUGUAGGUUAUGACUAUAAGGCCAGAGGAUACAACGUGCUAUCCCUGGAUACAUUAGAGUUCACCGCAACUUAUUAUCCACUUGCUGCAAGGCUAGCCCGAGCCGUUGGUAAGCAUGUAGCUGAAAUGCUGGUCAAGCUGACGGAACAUGGUCUUGACCCAAAAAAACUAGAAAUUACAGGCAUGAGUCUCGGCGCACACACCAUGAGCUUCAUAGCCAAGAACUACAGACGGAUCACCGGACGGAAUAUUUCCUCACUCGUCUCACUGGAUCCCGCCGGCCCUUGCUUCCGCCAUCUUGGACCAAAUGAGAGAUUAGACAAGUCUGACGCUGAUUUCGUUACCACUGUUUUAACGACUAUGGACUUAUCAAGCAUAUCGUUUCCUUUCUCUCAUGUGACUUUCUAUGUCAACGGCGGGGCGUUCCAGCUCGGUCAUUUUGAUUGGUUCCCUUGCGACUAUAUAUGCAGUCAUACCAGGUCUUUUGCCAUCUGGUGGGCGGCUGUAGUAUACCCAGAAGCUUUCAUAGCAGUACGAUGUGAUACAGUGGAGCAAGCCAGAGAUGGUGAUUGCUACGAUAUACAGCCAAUGGUGACGAACACAAUGGGCCCUUUUACUGACAGAAGCAAACCUGGCAUUUAUUAUCUCCGUACGUCAAACAGGUGGCCAUUUGCGUUGGGAAAGAAAGGCCUUAAAAAGCCUACAGUUAUCGAUAAAACCAAGAAAAUCGGCAAAAAUGAAAUUUAUGUUCCUGAUAUUUUUAAGUACACAUUCUCAUAUCUUUUAAGAUUAUAUACUUAAUUUAAUUAACUCAUAGGAAUGAAUGAGACUACUUAAAAAUCUUUAGAUUUUUAUGUUAAGAUAUAAUAUUUGUUAUUUAAUACUCUUAACCCUGAAUUUUCUGCAGAGUUUUUUUCCUUACAUUCAUUUAUGUAUAAUUUGUAUGUAAUAAUGACUAUGUCAAACAGUCAAGUACCUAUGUAUAUAUUAGUUUACGAUAGUUAUAAAUAUGCAAACGAUUAACUCUUGUAUAUACAGUAAAUAUUUUUUAAAUAAAAUGACAUUUUUAAAUGCAAAUGCUUGAAUAAUGAUUUGCGUGUUUUCAAAUAUUUCAGAGUUCAUAAAUAACCCCUAAAAUUAAAAUGUAUAAGUAUUUGUUUCAUAAAGAGCAUAGUUUUUAAAUAAUAAAUAUGAAACAUUGGGUUCUAUCUAACACAACGGCCUAUAAUAGUAAUACAAAUUUUAGUAAAAUUUUGACUGGCUGAAUUUUUUUAUGAAAUGUUAACACAAAACCGACUCAUAUGAGGUAUAAAACAUGAUUUUCAAUAAAACAACAGAUCCACGUUCCAUAUUUU